Messenger RNA from Chinchilla lanigera (long-tailed chinchilla), 1836 nucleotides. It is a transcript of the gene Mro, whose product is annotated as maestro. Lineage: Eukaryota; Metazoa; Chordata; Mammalia; Rodentia; Chinchillidae. The coding region runs from base 281 to 1024 and encodes 247 amino acids. Gene Ontology annotation, cellular component: cytoplasm. The transcript is spliced from 8 exons. The record is from RefSeq and is a predicted model, not a curated record.
GACACAACGCAGCGGCUGUGGCGCACAGCUUGCUGGAGGACAGGGCUGUCCCCGGAGUUGGUUACAUUCGCCUUUCAGCAGGACGAUCACAAAGGGCUGCCCCGGGAGUGCUGUGCGCCUGUCCUCUACUUCAGGACUUCAGGGCUAGGAAGACCUAGCCGAGUCAUCACAUCUCGCCGCCAGCCAGGAACAGCAGCCCUCUGAGCACCGAGCACCGAGCACCGAGCACCCAGGAGUGCCUGCGCAGCGCUCGUCACGUGACCGCCCGGACCGCAGUUCCAUGGACCAAACACAGAGACUCCUGGGCCAACCCCUUUCCACUCCUACUUCCAAGCCCAAGAAGAAAAGGACAGCAAUAAUAUCUUUCUUUUCUAAGGUUUCUUGGAGACUGAGGUUCCAGAAGCGGGAGCCUUUGAAGAAUGUGUUUUUCAUCUUGGCAGAAAGAGCCCGGGACCCCAGUGCUAAAAAGCGCCAUCUGGCAAUGAGAGGUCUGGGCACCAUGGCCUGUGAAGCCCCCAAUCAGGUGAGAAAGUAUAAGAAAAUUAUGCUAGACCUGCUGGUGCACGGACUGUACGACCCUGUGAGUUCUGAAGUCAUCCACGAGAGUAUGAAGGCUCUGACCGUCAUCCUGGGCAAGAUCCAGGGGAAAGGUCUGGGCUCCUUCUUCAUAGACAUCACCCUUCAGACCAGGACUUUACUGGAUGAUGAGAACGACAGUGUGAGAUAUUCAGCCUUUGUUUUGUUUGGGCAACUGGCUGCUUUCGCUGGGCGGAAAUGGAAGAAAUUUUUCACCAGUCAGGUGAAGCAGACACAAGAUUCCCUCCUGACUCAUUUACGGGACAGAAACCCCCAGGUUGCCAAGGCUUGUAAAACAACUGUUCGAGCCUGUUCUCCAUAUCUGAAACUGAGGAAGGAGUACAGCUUCCAGAACGAAGAAGAACAAAGGAACCCCAAACUCUGUCGGCAGCUGAGCCACUAUCAUCCGGAGCUCCUGCAGUUCUUCUACGCAAAUAAAAUUCUGUAAGCAUGGAGGGCAGGAAAAUGGUCUCGCUCGAGUGUCCUGCUGGGGCCGUCAUGUGCCCUCUGUUUUGUCUCACUGGGUGCCUCUUCUUCUCACCUCUUGUGACUGUAGUAGAAAAGAGGAUGUCAGGAAAGAAACUGAGGUCAGAAACAAUACGUGGAAUCGUACGCUGAGGCCCAACGCGGGAUUCUGAAUUGCUUUCACAUAUAUCUUUCUCCCUACACAGGUUUGAUGAGAAGGGACAUUUUUCUUAAAAUCACGGAAGAUACAUGUGGGUUCAGUGCUAUUUCUCAGUUAUUUCCUUUUGAAGUUCAUCUCUGUCAAUGACCUUAUAUUUCUAAUAUUUAACUUCUAUGACUUAGGAGAGUAAUUGUUACCCUGAGGUAUGUUUUUUCAAAAUAUGUAUUUGCUACUGAUAUUUUGCUAUGUGCUCUUGGUACCUUUUCCUGCUAUGACUCACAGUUGGCCAAGAUACCAAGAAGGUAGUUUGCAGGGAAAUCUUCAGUUUCUCACCAUCUUAAAAACUCAUUGUCUUCACAAUCACCUUUAAAAAGAACUAACAAAGAAAAAAAAUCAAUGAAGCAUGCGUUGAACAUUCUCAGGCUGAGGAUAACUUAUGGAAUAAAAAUACUAAGCACACUUUAUUGAGUGGUUACAAUUUAUUAGGUAUUAUCUAAGAACUUUCUUCAAGUAUUACUUAGUACUCAUAACAACCCUAUGAGGUAGACAGACACUUAUAUUGUUCUCACUUUGCAGAUGAAAGGCCUAAGUGUGGAAAAAUGAAGUAAUUUGCUCAAAAUAAAUGAUGGAGAGAG